This is a messenger RNA of Opisthorchis viverrini, 3792 nucleotides long. RefSeq lists its product as hypothetical. Gene Ontology annotation, biological process: axonogenesis; regulation of microtubule depolymerization; dendrite development. Gene Ontology annotation, molecular function: actin binding; microtubule binding. NCBI's taxonomy places the organism in Eukaryota, Metazoa, Platyhelminthes, Trematoda, Opisthorchiida, Opisthorchiidae. Gene Ontology annotation, cellular component: dendrite; cytosol; microtubule. The transcript has 14 exons. The record is from RefSeq and is a predicted model, not a curated record. The coding region runs from base 67 to 2991 and encodes 974 amino acids.
CCAAAGCUUGGGACUGAUGACUCCAUUCGUCAUGCAUCGGUUCUGCGUGCAGCAUCUGCUCGUCACAUGGUGUCGACAUCUGCAGGAAUCUCCGAAUCAGUCCUCAAACCUCGACACCCACUCUAUCUGGCCGCGUUCAAUUUUCGCACUCUGAAGCAAGCAGGACAACAAGCUGCCCUUGCACUCACACUGGACUCGCCUGGCAUUAAUGUGUGCUGUGUCUUAGAAACGAGAACUCAAGAUGCAAGAACAGUGAUUGAGUCAACCGCCCCGUCAGUCUCUUUUCGCUUCCCAUUACGCAGCUCUGGUGAUCCAGAGGCUGCUGCGGUGGGAUGUGCAGGGGUUGCUCUCUCCACAAUUCCGCCGGAGGUUCUUCGACAUCUGCAGGAGAAGCUCCCCGAACUACCGGACCGUUCUGAGAAACUCGCUAUUGACGAUGCUCUGUUUCUACAAAGGAACGGCACCGAAAUAUCAGUUUCGUUGCUGUUCAGGCCAUCAGCGACUGCGGUUGCCACAGCUAUCAAGAAUCUCCUCGUUCCACCUUCAAAGCCAGAAUUAGGAGCCAGUGCUGUUGUGAUUUACGCCGGGCUUGUUUCGGAAGGGUGUGGACAUUGGUUGCUCCCAACUUUUGUAUGCACCCCAUCGUUUGUGGAAGAUGAAAUUGAAGAAAUCAUAUCGGCCUAUCCGAAACCGGUAGACAUUGAAAAUCUGCCUCCGCAUAAACGAAUUCUCCUCCACAUCGGUGUUGGUGGCAUCAGUUCCGGUGGCGACUGGAAACAGCUGCCCACACGUCGAUUCGACAGUUUGUCGGGUCGUCCUCUGGCAAUUUCCGUUAAUUCAACUCACCCACCAAGCAAGCAGAAGCCUACCGCUAGUGGAGAUUCGGCCACGGCUGAUGUGGAUUACACCGAUUUGCGAAAUCUGGUGGAUAGUUUAAUCAGUGAACUUCCGGAAUCUUGCUGCCCACUACUGGCGACGCUACUUAACCCCCGAGGUCCCACCGAUCAAACACUUCGCGUGUCACGACCAUGCCUGUACGUUUUUCCAGAAGGAUCUGGGCAGUCCGCAAUCCUCACACUACCCGGCUACAGUAUGCUCAUCGAUUCAGGCUGCUCACAUCGUCCAAAUUUUUGGCCUGUUGCCACCUAUCUGGAUCGGUUGGAUUCUGUGUUGGUUACUCACUGGGGAGUGGAUAAUUUGUUGGGUAUGCGCGCUGUCCUACCAGUGGCAUUUGAAACAAACCCGGCUCUACCUGAAUCACAGCAACCACUGCUCUGCCUACUCACACCACCCCCGAAUGUAGCCAAUGCAUUCCAGUUCCCCGAACCACACGUCAAUCGUUCUCCGUUCAGUUUGAGUCUGCCACGUCAGCUUGCUCAGCUAAUGUCCACGAUGAAGCAAAACGGCACUCGGUUGACGGUUUAUCCGGUGACAAGAGGUGCGAAACUCAGUUCAACUUCCCAGCCAAUCCAGCUAUAUAAAAAGAUUGGACAGGGUACUCUGGAGCUUCACGCAUUAACACCGACAGAUGAGGACACAGCCGAACUGCGCAAGUUAAACGAUGACUGGGCCAAAGCUUCCCCAGCUUUGAUGUCCACUCCGGUGAAUUUAAGCAAGAUGCCCCCAGCCAACCGAUCUUCUGUUCCAUUGUUGUCGCACACUAGUGUCUCUUGUUUGGUCCUCUGGCGUCCAGCCCGGGACACGGACCCUGUGUUACGUGUCCUGUUUGUCUCCCCCAAUGCGCACCAGACCCGCAUACUGGUCAGCUUGGAGGCUGUUGUGGCUGCAAACAUUUGUCUUCGUCACUCCAAAGCCUUACUGGCGGAACUUGAGCGCAAGCGUCCGGUAACUGCACCACCGAGACGACCCACUGUUCAGCAGGUACGCACGACGAAGACACCGUCAGUAUGUAGUGCGAACAGCCUCGAUCUGAAGGCAACUGGUAAAUCUGCACCCUCCCAUCCUUCCGUUAGAAAGGAAAGUGGGCCGAAUGCAAAAAACCAUGAACGAUCCUCUGUUUCGGCAAAAGGAGCAACAAACACUGAGAAAGUCGCGUCCACACCAAGCAAACCAAAUGCUAACCCGUUAGCCAACCCAACUUCUGUGGAGGCCAAUUCUUCAACUGGUUGCUCUGAAAACGGUGUUGUUGCAGUUCCUGCUCAAUCCAAUGGAAAUGCGAAUGGUUUUCAUCUGACUCAUCACCAUGACCUAACACCAGACCUGAAUCAGCUCGGAUUGCAUGAUGGGCCGCCACGUGAACUACUUCAGACCGAUGUUCCGUCAGACCCAUCGUUUACUGGUGGACAUGCAUCUCUUCUGGACGAUCCGGUUGCUGUUUGGGGCGUUCCACAGGGUCUGCCUGUCCCUGCUCCUCCAAUCGGUCCGACCCACGACGCCAAGAAUGCAACGGACAAGUCGGCUGCUUCUGCAAGAAGGUUGACCUCGGUUGGAAGUGGACGACCAGUUGCUUCUGCUAGGGGUGGUCGAUCUAACGAAACCACGUCACCCACCACAGGUCCAGGUUACAGUCCUGGCUGUACGGACGCCUCCGCGCACGCAAUCGGGCCUGGUGGAGCUAAACUUCCACCCUACGACAAAGUGAAGCCCGUCUAUGUGGACAUCUCGUUCCUUCCAGGUGGUGGGAACACACAUCUAGUGGAUGCUGAAUGGUUCAAACGUGUUCGAGCCCGAUAUUAUGUUGUUACGGAUCCGAAACCCUCCGUUGCCCUCAUGGAAGCCAUAGUGAUUGGCAAGGAAUCCUGGACAGGUGAGGAUGCCAAGCUCCCUGUGUCUGUCGUCUUUGCCCACGAGUCUGAAGAGCUUAUCAUCUGGCUUGGUCGAAAUGCAGGACGCCUGCAUGGUUGCCACUUGGACGUCGCCGCUAUCGCUAGCCGCUCCAGCAUCCAACUGAUGAGUGAGCCGCAUCCCGUCAUUGGCGGGCCUGUUUCCAGUCAACCUCUCACUUGCGCAGGCUACCGAAUUGAUCUGUAAUGACCCUCCAAAUUACAUACAGGCUUCUCAUCCCAAAAUACCCACCUACAACUGCCUCGUACCUCAAAUGUUCUGUCUAGAUUCGCAGCCUUUAUAUUUCCAUCAGUGCGCGGUGUCUCAUUCCUUAACAGCUUCUCUGACGCAUUUCUCUUUUUAUCGCUUGUCAUGCGGUUAAUCGCGACGCUUUUCCAGAAAAAAUAUUUCAUCGUCUUCGACUGCCUCCAUAGCAUCGUGUUUCACCAGGUAGUUUUUUCUCUUCAUAUCAAUGCAACACUUUUUCCGCUUUUUGUAAUCCAUCACCGAUGUAUCCAUCCAUACUCUGCUGCAACACAAAUUUCCGUGUAAUUUCUCUCCAACUUUUGUGUUUACCCGAAGCAUCCUUGCAAUCCGCGUUACUAAGACAUCCUUUGUUCUCCCCGAUCUGAGUCAGAACCGAUCGCCCAAAUCCUUCACCGACACGACUAGAACCAAUCGCCUCUCUUAUCUACAUCUCGUGGCAUUUUUUCAGUUCUUGUUUUCUUUCGGUCACAAUAUUAACUAGGAUUGAAUGACACUUUGAACUUUUCAGUUUUUUUAGUCAACAUUGGUUUUCGCAACGUUGAACUACUGAACUCGAGCAUAUUUGAUAAUCACAGGACCAAUGUUCACUCCUGGGGGAGCAUUAUACUAAGCUUUUCGUGGUAAUAAGGUCCGUUCGUGUGUGAAUGUAGACGAUAACCUCGUUCUCUUGGUGUUCUGACUCGAAGUUUCCAUUCUUAACCUCAAUCCCCACGCCACUUACGCGCGACAGUUAAAUUUACC